UCUCCAUAGUUACGGCGCCCUGGAGGCGGCGGCCAUCUUGGCGGCGGAGCGAUGAGCGGGUCGAACCCGAAGGCAGCGGGCGCGGGGUCUACGGCUGGGCCCCGGGGGCUGGUGGCUGGCAAGGACGAGAAGAAGAAGGCAGGCGGCGGCGUCCUGAACCGGCUCAAGGCGCGGCGGCAGGCGCCCCACCACGCAGCCGACGACGGCCUCGGGGCAGCGGUCACGGAGCAGGAGCUGCUGGCCCUGGACGCCAUCCGGCCCGAGCACGUCCUACGCCUCAGCCGGGUCACAGAGAAUUAUUUGUGUAAACCGGAAGACAACAUCUACAGUAUUGAUUUCACCCGCUUCAAAAUUCGAGAUUUGGAGACGGGGACAGUGCUUUUCGAGAUCGCCAAACCCUGCAUUUCAGACCACGAGGAGGAUGACGAGGAGGAAGGUGGAGAUGUGGAUAUCAGUGCAGGGCGUUUCGUCCGAUACCAGUUCACACCAGCAUUCCUGCGGCUCCGGACAGUCGGGGCUACGGUGGAGUUCACUGUGGGAGACAAACCUGUGUCAAACUUCCGGAUGAUCGAACGCCACUAUUUUCGGGAGCGCUUGCUGAAAAACUUUGACUUUGAUUUCGGCUUCUGCAUCCCCAGCAGCAGGAACACGUGUGAACAUAUCUAUGAGUUCCCCCAGCUUUCCGAGGAUGUCAUUCGUCUGAUGAUUGAAAAUCCCUACGAGACCCGUUCUGACAGCUUCUACUUUGUUGACAACAAGCUGAUAAUGCACAACAAGGCCGAUUAUGCCUAUAACGGAGGCCAGUAACGGCCGUGGGCCUGGACAGGGGAGGCACCGUGCUGCAGCCCGAGGUCCUGGCACACGGAAGUGGUUAAAGCUGCUGUGUGGCAACACACACCUGGAACCUGGCCCCAGGAAGCCGAGGCGGCGGUGGCAGUUGCCUGUGCUCCAAGAGAGGUGCCAAGCAGUACUGUGUUUCCUUCCCCAGUAUUUUUUUCUUCCCUUUCUUCCCCGCCCUUUAGGUCACAGAGGUACUGUAUAUAGUAAAGUAAAAGAUUAGGUUAAAGUUCUCGGAAUUCAGAUAAAAAAGGAAGUUUAUUUUCACGUAGUCGUAGCUGCCUUCUGGCUGUCCCGACAAGCCUGGGUCUCUGUGCCCGGGUGCGGAGGCGCUGGCUGGCCCGCCUGCAGGUGAGUAGCUCUUCUGUAGGUUCCCAGGUGCUGUGGGAAGCUGCAGGGUCAGCCUCUCCAGGCGUCUCCUCUGAUUUCCUGUGUUGCCAUCAGCACAACCUGACCUCAGCCUGUGCAUAGUUGUAAGCCAGUUGGAAAGAAACUUGAAAGGGCGCAGAGGGAAGGAGGGGUGCGAAGAGGUGGGGCUGGGUACGGCUGCCCACACUGAAAGACCCGUUUUCUGGAGAGGCUGGCUCACCUGUCUGGCUUCCAGGAUCCUCAGCCCCGUGGGGCUCCAGCGAGGAUGCAGCCUGGCAGUGCCUUCCUGUGCUUGUUCGGGAGGAGAGAUGAGCUCGCUCUGCUUUAUUGGCUCCUAACUUUUGAGCAUCUUGGGAAAUAGAAUGUUGCUUUGGCUCUUGGAACAGUAGUAUCUCUCAAGGCCAGAGCAGGCGUCAUUGUAUUUUUUUAAAUUUCCAGGCUUCCUUAUGGGAGGUUUUGUGAAGUCAGUGGUGGUCCCAGUGUGUGUGAUGUGCUGUCAGACUUCUGACAGUGUGCAGAUCAGGCUCUCAGGGCAAGUCUGGCUCGGGUCCGGGCUGGUGUAGUUACGAAGCAGCAGCUGUGUAAAGGAGGCUUUUGAUUUUCUCUGCGCAGCAUAGCCUGGGGGACUGGCUUUUGAUGGGGUCUUGCCUCUAAAACUUUGUAGAUUUCUUAUGUAGGGGCAUUCUUCUGUCUGCCCGUCUACUGAAGUAGUUUAUAGAACCAUCCUGGCAGGUCGAUCUGAAUAAUACGUAUUUGAUCCUUCCGACUUUUUGGGUCUGAGGCCCUCAGCCUGUUUCAUCUGUGCGAGUCAGAGAUGUGUCCUCAGAAAAGCCGCCUUGCACAGCCCACCACUUGCGUCCUCGGGCCCUUGUCGGACAGACUCUCCUCUCCCGGCGGCUGUCUGACUGUGCAGUAGCCUUAGAUGGUCUGUCCAGAGUCCCUGAAGGUUGUUGCUGUGGCCAGGAUUUAGCAUUGACAGGAAGGUGUCAGUAACUGUAGGAAUCUCCCAGUUAUGUAGUAGUCACUGUCACAGUGACGGUGACAGGAAAGCUGUUUCCCAAAGUGCUUGGGAGAAAGGCCUUGUGGGGCCAGGGAGAGGGGCCAGCACGUGGCCACAGAGCCCCUGUAUUCACUGACUAGUGUUGCUCCUGGUUUGGAUUCUAGAGCGUAAUGAUCUUGAACCUCGGCCCAGUGCUUUGUGCCAGGCCAGGGUCUGGGCUAUGCCAGAUGCCGAUGGCAUUCUCUCCGAGAAAGCCCUAGGUUAGCCCUGGGUGCCGGCACUGGGUCCAGCCAAUGACGGGAGGAAGACCCCGGGCACCCUGCAGACCGGAGGUAUCUCAGAACUGGAGCUGACUGCAAAUCCAGGUGCCUGACGGGGCUCUAUCCCAUCUGCUGCUGGGGAAGGCUGCUUCACCCUUGUCCCUCCCCGCUGGGGAGCAGACAUCAGCACUGCUGCUGUGCUGUUUUUCAUGUGGCUCCUCUAGCAAGUUGUUCCUGCGGAGCUUCAGAACAAACCCUCUGUAAAGAAGCCCGAUCCUGAGAACAUCUACUGUUUGAUCCUUAAUAAGCACCUAGAAUAUGGGUUCUGGAGCUGCCCAGAGCUCUGCUCAGUAGUGCGUCUUGAAACUGUGUCCCAGGGCAGACUGCGCCCAGUGUACCACGGCUCUUACUGGCAGCAUUAGCCUUUGUGCAGAGGGGCCCGCAGGGCAGAGGGGACAGCAGGGCGGAGGGACAGGCUCGAGUCGUGCUGUCCUCUUCCCCUGUAGCUUGCCUUAGUCUCACUGGAGACCUUUUUGAGGCCAAGUGCUCAGACUGCCCCGCACGACAGGGUUUUGCCAUCUUCUGUGCCUGAAGGUCUGGUGUUCUCCACCUGCAACUCUGGGUCCUUGUGUCCAGCUACUCAGGAAAUCUCGAGAAGCAUUACCACUCUGGGGUGUUAACCAGGGUGGGUUUGAAAUUUUGUACCUGAACUGGGGAGAGAAUUGGAAGUCACGCUUUCUCUGAAAGUAUCUAAACCAGUCAACAGUGGAAUCAGAACAGAAGCCAUGUUAGUGAGAAAUUGGACUAUUGGUAGCCAUUAUUUUGUGGGUGAUACAUUGGGAGGAAAAAGCUCCCUGCUUGGGAGUCCACGCCCUCUUUUCAGAGCUGGCAUCCGAGAGGCAGCUCCCAGAGGGAGCACAUUCCAGCGGAUGGCCGGCCGCCCGGUCCCACGGGGCCCGCUGCCUGCACCCCUUCCUCACCCAUUUUGCUCUUGUCCCUCUGCCUUGGAACCUCCUGGGAGAGAGCCGCUCUUUUCCUGUGAAGCCUUUGGGCUAAGACGUCCCAUCUUCUCCAGAGACAGUCCCGGUUUGUUUUGUUCUGUGUUCUAAAGAGUAAAGAGGAACUAACAACAUGCAUUAGCUCGAAGUUGCCUUGCAGAGAAGGCGGUGCAGCCUGAAGACACCCACUGACUUUGGCCUCCGAUUCCCAGACACGGGCAGCGCUCUGGGCCUGAUCGUAGCCUAGUCACUCUCGAAAUGGCAGUCACUGGGGAAUCUUCCACUUUCUCCAGGUGAAGCGAAGCUCACCGUGGAGUGGAUUUAACAGGCUGUGCCGAAGGUUCAGAGAGGGCGAAUCUUACCAUAGUGUGUUCUGCCGCCCUGGUAGGCUCCCAGGGUGCUCUUUUUUCCCUCUGUAAAGUCACUUUCUUCUGAGGGUCAUUGUCACCAGAAGGUCUGGGGAAUGGGGACCAUCUGUCCUAAAAAUCACAGCACAGACUCACUACUGGUGCAUGAGGGUUCCUGACAGAGGGUGCCACUGGGUCAGGUGCGGGGGGCCUGGUCACUGAACCGUCACAUUGCAUUCCGGGUUGUGGAACAUCUGAGCCACGGGCGGAUUUUCUGUGUUUUACAGAAGAUCAUGUAGAGUCACUGAAGUUGUGAAAGCCUGUUUUUCCUGUAAAUCUGUUUUUCACAGAUGAUAAGAAACAUCACUGACCUGAUCUGUCCUUCCUCCUCUUUCCCCUUCACCAAAGGACCUCAUUCGUUUGUUUUUUUUUUUUUUUCUGUUCUGCUAACUGUGUUAUAACCAACAAAAGAGUACAGAGAAUGCCUUGUACAAAACAACACGAUAAAGGUUCAAGAUCAAGGUGUUCCUUUAGGCAAGGCUGAAGAUUUCAGUCUCUGGUAUUUGGAAUUUAGGCUGCAAUCCUCGUUUUUGGAUGGAUCACUGGGGGUGUGGUGCAGUUCACUUUAACCAGAUUUGAACAGAAGAAUGGCCACUUGGCCCAGGUAGAAGUAGAUGAAGUGUUUGGUUUCAUGUGUCACGUAACUACCGAAGUUCCUCCCCAGGGUGCCGUGUCGGGUGGGGUUGUCCUUCUUGUGAAACUCCCUCCCUUUUUUCCGGAUCAGUACAGAAGGUUUAUUUAGUGUUACAGAGAUGGCAGAAGUGAGUCAGCUGGGCUGUGGGGGCUCAGGAGGCAAGUUCCAGAGGCUGAAGCAGGGUCUUAGGAGAGAGAAAGGCAAAGGGAAGGUGCCCGGGGGCAGGAAGACGGGCCAGGGUGUACAGAUGAUGUGUUUUGGAAUUGUGCACCUGAAACCUAUGUAAUUUGUUACCCAGUGCCACCCGAUAAGUUCAAUAAACAGAAAGACGACAGUAGAAGAGGGGGCGGGGGAGGUGCAGUGUGUGCCCGAGAGGGAGAGUGCCUCCCACGCGGCUUAGUGGGCUGCAGCACCCUUCUCUGCGUUGUGUUUCUGCAACGCCUGAGUGGCACAUUCCACGGAGUCCUGUUGCCUCUCCUCCAACACACUGACAUUUUCAAUCGCCGCCGUUCGGGCGCACGUGGGAACAACGGAGCCGGGCUGGCGGCCCCAGGGCUGCGGCCCGGCCUUCUCCCUCAUUCCAGUUUUCACUGUCUUUGUGCCCAAAGUAAACUAGAUGACUUAUUUGUAUAAAACUAUUUUGUCACAAGAGACAGAAAUAAAAGAUUUUCACAGUA
Artibeus jamaicensis (Jamaican fruit-eating bat) is the source of this 5182-nucleotide messenger RNA. It is a transcript of the gene UNC119B, whose product is annotated as unc-119 lipid binding chaperone B. Gene Ontology annotation, molecular function: lipid binding. Gene Ontology annotation, biological process: cilium assembly; lipoprotein transport; nervous system development. The coding region runs from base 52 to 807 and encodes 251 amino acids. The transcript is spliced from 5 exons. Gene Ontology annotation, cellular component: cilium. The record is from RefSeq and is a predicted model, not a curated record. NCBI's taxonomy places the organism in Eukaryota, Metazoa, Chordata, Mammalia, Chiroptera, Phyllostomidae.